Helicoverpa zea (corn earworm) is the source of this 3457-nucleotide messenger RNA. RefSeq names its product zinc transporter 2-like. Gene Ontology annotation, cellular component: plasma membrane. Gene Ontology annotation, molecular function: zinc ion transmembrane transporter activity. The transcript is spliced from 10 exons. Bases 232 to 1518 code for a protein of 428 amino acids. NCBI's taxonomy places the organism in Eukaryota, Metazoa, Arthropoda, Insecta, Lepidoptera, Noctuidae. The record is from RefSeq and is a predicted model, not a curated record. Gene Ontology annotation, biological process: zinc ion transmembrane transport; response to zinc ion.
CGUCGGCAGUGGAAAUACGCGAGCGAUCAAGUACACUGAGCGAGAUAAUUAUCGCCGUAUUAUCUCGUACGCUAAUAAAACACAGCAAAUCUAUGAUAAUAUAUUUUCAAGUUAUUACGGACAUUGAUAUGCUGUAAUGUGUGGAUAAGUUUUGUGUGUAAUUAUAGGAUAAAAAUGUGUUCAGUUGAGUGAAAGAUUUUGCUUGUUUUUUUUUCGUUUGUCGGCGCCAGUAUGUCUGAUGAGCUUGAAGCUCGGAUGUGGGACGAUGGGGGCUCCCGGUACGACUCUAGGGACCGUGUCCCGUACUUCGAGCCGGCCUUCGCCUCCUCUGAGCAUCUGGAUAGAGCCCCUUUGUUGUCUGAGGAAACAUACACGGACGUGCCAGUAACACCGACCACAGAUGAUCACUGCCACUGGAAGCCGCAAUCGGAGCCACCAAGUGCCAUACCUCAGCUGUUCACAGCGCUGGUACUGUGCGGGAUUUUUAUGAUAUGCGAGCUGGUAGGCGGGUACCUCGCUGGCAGCCUGUCCGUCAUGAGCGACGCGGCGCACAUGCUGAGCGACUGCGGGGGCUUCGCCCUUGCGCUGCUCGCCUUCCACUGCGCCAAGCGCCCCCCUGACGUGUCCAUGUCUUAUGGGUAUAAGCGAGCUGAGGUGCUAGGCGCGAUGCUAUCAGUCCUUCUCAUCUGGAUCCUGACUGGCAUCUUCGUAUACGUGGCGAUCCUCCGGCUGCACUCCGGCGAGUACAACAUAGAACCGGACAUGAUGAUGAUCGUGUCCGGCUGUGGCGUCGGGUUUAACGUCAUACUGGCACUCGUAUUGCAUGGCUGUGCUUCUGAUAUUGCUCACCACCACUCGCACGGCGGUGCCGCGUGCUCACACUCGCACUCGCACGCGGGCAGCUCUCGCGGCUGGCGGUUGUUCCGUCGCGCGAGGGAUCAGAAGCCCAGUAACGGAGCUCUCGUUAACGGAGACUAUACUAUGAAGGAUUUAGCCAGCGUAGAAGCCAGUGUUGUUGGUUCGGAGCCCAGGAAUAUAAACCUGCGGGCUGCCCUCAUCCAUGUGAUCGGUGAUCUCAUACAAAGCUGUGGUGUUCUACUCGCCUCUAUACUCAUCAAGUUCUAUCCAGAGGCGAAGGUGGUGGACCCGAUCUGCACGUUCGUGUUCAGCUUCCUCGUGCUGCUGACGUCGGCACGCGUCGUGAGAGAUGCGCUCAACAUGCUCAUGCAAGCUGUGCCGCCGAACUUCAGGUACCGCGAGCUAGUAUCAUCCCUCUCGGGUCUACCCGGGGUGCGGCACGUGCACUCCCUGCACGCGUGGGCGCUGUCGACGCGGCACGUGGUGGUGUCGGCGCACGUGGCGGUGGACGCGGGCGCCGAGCGCGACGCGCUGCUGCGCGACUGUCAGCGCCUCGCGCGCACGCACGGCGCCGCUAAUGCCACCUUCCAGUUGGAAACAUACACGUCACGCAUGCGCAGUUGCAGUGUGUGUCGGCUGCAACCCGCUCACACGCCCUGACAUCUCUCCACGCUCGCCUAGGCGGACACAGGUAUGGAAACCAUAACGAAAGAUGCUUCCGGAAACCGAUUGGAUUGACGACAUACAGCCUGCCAAUUCAGUGAGUGAUUGAACGAUUGAUAGAUUGAUAAUGACAUUCCAAUUGUGCUUUUGUCAGUCAUUGAUGGAAAAACGUUGGACUAAAAAAGGACCAAGUGAUUAGUGCAAUCAUCAAUUCGAUUGAUAGAUUGAAAGAUUAAUUGUUGAUCUAGUGUUUGUAAUGGUUAGAUGAACUUUUGAAAUUAAUAGUGUUAACUGUUGAUGAUCUCAGGAAAUUAACUUUGAACUUACGAUUCUUUAUUAACUUGGCGUUUUUAUAACGUAUCUAUCUUUGCAACAAGGGAUUGAAUGUUGACUUUAGGUUCGUAUCAAUGAUGUCAAAUUUCAAACUCAAACAAUGGAUAGGUAAGUUAUAGAAAUCCCCAGUAAGGUUUGCCUACACCAAAACUUGUUAAAUAUAAUGUUUUCGCCGUAAGAUAAAUAUGUCUGACACUUUUCAAAAUUAAAAAAAAAAGUUAAUGUAAGUAAGUACAGAAAAAUGAGAAUCUAACUAAGUGCUUACAUAUGAAAGUUUAUUUUAUGGUGAAAAUACUAUUUUUAUUCUUACCGCAAAAUAUUUUUAAAGCGUCAUUCUAUCUUUGUAUAUUUUAAAGGGAUUACAGAGACGAGAAAUCUUUUUAAAAAUAUUUUGCGGUAAUUGAGUAAACCGAUUAAGACGCAGAAAAUCGUUUUUCAAAAUGUUUCUGAAAAUAUUUUCUUGCAUCGUAAAGCUAAGGUACUUACACACUGUUACAGUAUUUCAAUUGAUACCAUGUUUAUUCCACGCCGAAGUGUGUUCUCGGCAUUAUAUAAAAAAGUGGUUAAAAAAAAGAAUUUUUUAAAUAAAAUAAAAAGUGACUUGUAGAAAAGCAGGAUAUAAUUAUCGUAUUUUUGAAAUGAAUUGUGCUGCAAAAAUAAAAACAAAAAGUAUUAAAAUUCGUGCCAAUUUAAAAUAUUUAAACAAAUGCAUUCUAAAAGGUUGACCCUAUGUAUUAAAAAAAAAGAUAUUAUAUUGUAUUAAUUUAUUAUAUAAAAAUGUAUGUUUUAGAUGUUAAGCGAAUUAAAAAUCAAUUAUUAUUUAGUAUUAAUGUGUAUAAAAUUGAUAUUAUUGAAGUUUUUCUAAGGAAUUUAGUGUUAAUUGUUCAAAACGUUUCGAAGUUAGGGUUUCAGGGAGUUGAGUAACCAAUGCAUUUAAAGUUCUAUACAGUUCUCGUCAAAUAUCUUUGCCAGUCCGAAGUUGGUUGCUAGUGACAUCACGAUAUUCUAAAUGUAUGAACAAAACAACUUACUUAAACUCUUAAUGACUUUGGCGGUCUGAAGUCAGUCGCGCAUUCUCAAUAGUGUUUAGUUCAUACAUUUUGACAGCUGUGCAGUCACUUGUAACCAACUUCACAGCGGUAAAACUAUUUGAUGGUCGCUGUACCCAAUUUAUAUCGAACUCUAUUUGAGCUUACAGUUUUUCUGUCUAUCACGAAAAACUCUCUUUGUAGAGGCUGUCCAAAUCAAAAUAGCAAAAAAAAACAGAUUUAAAAAUAAUUUCUUAGGAGAAAACGCCAAAAAUCGCACAAUUAGACAAUUUAAUUAGGCAUUUCUAUAAAGACUAGGACCACAAGUACUUAAUUUUACUUUAUUAGCAAAUUAAUAAUAACAAAAAAUAAUUUUCUUAACUUGAAAAAAAAAAUUGAGAUUUUAGUUAUCAAAAUUAUGUAAGCUUCGUUAUUUUCAUUCGAUUAAAAACUCGUAUAAUUUGUUUAACAUUCCCACAUUCCGCCUACAGUACUUAACAGUGUAACUUUAAUUGCGCAAAACCGCAGACCAAACCUUUUUUAAUUCAAUAAACAAAAUAAUGAGACAAAAAAAA